AUCUCUACUCUGCCUUUCACCUUGGUACAACUACCCGCCAUUUCUAAUACGCUAAUCUCUCUCUCUCUCUCUCUCUCUCUCUCUCUCUUUAAUAAUGAAAAGUCCACAAUCUGUGUAUGGUCACCGGAAUGCCAGGUCCGUAACACGGUCAACGCCAGACCGCUUACACUACUCCACCAGCUCCACAUACUCCGAUGUUUCUACUGUCAGAAAGCCGAACACGCUGGUGGCCGCUGCAAAAUCGGUGGUCGGAGUUUUUGUGGCUUGCUUUACACCGCCGGAGGCAACCAUCUCACGGAAUUACGGUGACUCUGAAGAGUUCAGACCCCCCUCUGUUAUAUCCGAUUCCUCAGGAAGCAACAAAGACAGAAGACGAAUAUCAGGUAGAGGUAUUCAUGGCAGUCCACAGAAUUCAGUUCAUGGAAAAUUACCAGGGAGCCUGAGAUUCACUAUGGAGGAAAUCUACAAAGCCACAAAGAACUUUUCCCCAUCUUUCAAGAUUGGACAAGGUGGUUUUGGAACAGUCUACAAGGGAAGACUUGCAGAUGGAAGUUUGGUUGCAAUCAAACGCGCCAAAAAGAGUGUGUAUGAUAAGCAUUUAGGUUUAGAGUUUCAGAAUGAAAUUAGAACGCUAGCACAAGUGGAGCACUUGAAUCUGGUAAGAUUAUAUGGGUAUUUAGAACAUGAAGAUGAAAGAAUUGUUCUUGUGGAGUAUGUUCCCAAUGGAACUCUAAGAGAACACUUGGAUUGCUUGCACGGUAACGUUCUUGAUCUCGCUGCACGCCUAGACAUUGCAAUUGAUGUGGCUCAUGCAGUCACCUACCUUCACAUGUACACAGAUCAUCCAAUUAUCCAUCGGGACAUAAAAUCAUCCAACAUUCUCCUCACAGAAAAUUUUAGAGCCAAGGUUGCUGAUUUUGGCUUUGCUAGAUUGGCAGCUGACACUGAUUCAGGUCAGACACAUGUCUCUACUCAAGUUAAAGGAACUGCAGGCUACCUGGAUCCAGAAUAUCUCAAGACCUACCAACUGACCGAAAAGAGUGAUGUUUAUUCAUUCGGUGUGUUACUUGUUGAAUUAGUAACUGGUAGGCGACCUAUUGAACCAAAGAAGGAACUCAAGGAACGCAUAACUCCAAAAUGGGCUAUGAGAAAGUUUGCUGAGGGAGAUGCAAUUUCCAUUUUGGACCCGAAACUAGAACAGACUGCUGCAAAUAACUUGAUGCUCGAGAAAAUUCUUGAAUUAGCCUUACAGUGCUUGGCUCCUCACAGACAAAAACGGCCUAGCAUGAAGACGUGCGGAGAGAUUCUAUGGGGCAUUCGGAAGGAUUGCAAAGAUAUAUCAGCUUGAGAUUUUCAACACUUGCGAGAGGUUUAGAGGAUUCUGUUGGGGCAACUGGGUUGUAAAUAGAAAUGUGUUUCUAAUGGAGAAGUUACUCCCUCCUAUCUGAUUUUGGUGUUCGUUAUUUUUCAUCUUUGAUUCUUUUUCCCAUUUUAUCAUUUGGAGCAUUCACGCUUCAGAUUAGGUCUGUACUUUUACCUGUUGAACAAAUAUUUCUUAUCAGUUUGGUUAAAGAUUCACUAAAUUAGUGAUUGAAGCCUCCUUGUCUAUCCAAAAUAGACUUUACUGUUCCAUUA
Molecule: messenger RNA, 1635 nt
Organism: Jatropha curcas
Lineage: Eukaryota; Viridiplantae; Streptophyta; Magnoliopsida; Malpighiales; Euphorbiaceae
Gene: CRCK2
Product: calmodulin-binding receptor-like cytoplasmic kinase 2
Biological process (GO): protein phosphorylation
Molecular function (GO): ATP binding; protein kinase activity
Source: RefSeq, a predicted model, not a curated record